Carassius carassius (crucian carp) is the source of this 1960-nucleotide messenger RNA. Its product is annotated as protein L-Myc-1a-like. Gene Ontology annotation, biological process: regulation of transcription by RNA polymerase II. NCBI's taxonomy places the organism in Eukaryota, Metazoa, Chordata, Actinopteri, Cypriniformes, Cyprinidae. Gene Ontology annotation, molecular function: RNA polymerase II cis-regulatory region sequence-specific DNA binding; protein dimerization activity; DNA-binding transcription factor activity, RNA polymerase II-specific. The record is from RefSeq and is a predicted model, not a curated record. The transcript is spliced from 3 exons. Bases 366 to 1487 code for a protein of 373 amino acids.
GCUCCUCCGGUGGGUGGGACCAAACUGAGCUCUCGCACACAAAGACGUAGAUCUGGCGCGAAAGCACUUUUACCGGCAGCGGGCUGGGGGAGGGUGCGGCUGCACCACGCGGAUCGAUCGUUGCUGCCGUUGUAACAGGACACCUGCUUUAUUUCCACAAGGGGAAAAAAACUUUUCUAGUUGUUCUAGUUAAACGACCGUGAAACAAGGGCGGUUGGAGUCGCGCGCUAUUGUUUAGUGAGCGCGUGUGUACCGGAGUUCUACCGGACGCUGCGCUUCUUUGUUCUGAUCUGCGCGUCCCGUAGACUCUCACUGUACUUUGCAGGUUUGCUACCCCAUGACAAUCUUGUAGAAGUUCUGCAGCAAUGCCUGGAGUCAACACACACACUCUCUACGGCUGGGACAUGGAGCACUACUUUUUCGACGAGAUGGACACCGAGGAGGAUUUCUUUAAAUCUACAGCCCCCAGCGAGGAUAUAUGGAAGAAAUUCGAGCUGCUUCCCACCCCGCCUAUGUCGCCCUCGAGGACGCUGGAUGGAGACUGGCUCCUGUCGCUACCGGGUGACCGCCUCGGGUGGGCGAUGCCUAAGGUUUUAACAUGUGACGAGGAGUACGACGGGCUGCAUAAUUUCGACCCACUGGACAUUUUUGGGAAUUUGGGCUCUAUCGUUAUCAAAGACUGCAUGUGGAGCGGCUUUUCCACGAGUCACCGACUGGAAAAAGUUGCUCAUGUCGAGCGAACACCGGUGACUGCUCCGAUUCAGACCUCGACCGCACAGAAAGCUGCUCGUUCCGCAUCGGGCACGCUCGUGACUGGGACCCAGGCGGCACAGUAUGUGAACCCCGCCGCGGUCCUGGAACUACCUGUUCCGCGUAACAAGAAGGUGGCUGCAGGCUCCUCCGGUUCCGAGUGUCGAUCAGAUUCGUCCGAUGAUGAUGAUGAUGACGAGAUUGACGUGGUGACAGUGGACAACCGACCAAAGCGUGGCCGUCCUCCAAGUCGCCGUACGCCGGUAACCAUUACCGUAAGCGCUGAUCCAUUUGGACCAUGUCCCAAGCGCUUCCAUGUGUCUUUGCACCGGCAACAGCACAAUUACGCUGCCCCCUCCCCUGACACGGAUCCGGAGGAUGACUUUGAUGAGAUUGAGUCUGUGAGCAAGCGGCCACGUCUGGAGCCCUCAUCCUCUCCGUCGUCUCCACUUUCUUCACCUGCCACAUCAGACUCUGAGGACUCCAGCGAGCAGCGUCGGAACUUCUUGGAGAGAAAGAGGAGAGAUGACCUUCGCUCGAGGUUCCAGGCGCUCCGGGAGGAGAUUCCAGAUCUGUCUGCAUCCUCAAAGACCUCGAAGGUGGCGAUUCUGACACAGGCAACGGAAUACUUGCUGCAGUUGCAUGCAUGCCAACGGCGUCAAGCUCAGGAGAAGAGAAAACUCAAAGCCAAACAACAGCAGCUUCUCCGCAGGAUCAACGUAUUACAGAACUCCUAAAAAAACGUCUGCUUUAACAUUAAUAUUUGCAGAGCUCAUUAUGGAUGAGAACUCAUUGUCAUUCGAUAAAAUGACACUUAAAACACUGCAGGGAGAUCUUUAAAGCCACACUGAAUUAUGCCCUCCUUGAGGGAUCUGUACAUUUGAGAUGUGGAGAACUUUGUGUGAGCAGACAAUUACAAAUGUGCACAUGCAAUGCCUUCAUAAACCUCAGCAGAUGGAGAUGCCAGAGGAAGUUAUAUUGGCGAAUUUACAAUCUAGCAAGCAGGGUGGGUGGCAUUUGUAUGCAUGUGGGUGGUGAGGGGAGCAUGGUGUUCAAACCCAUUGUGUGGAAAAUUUGAAGUGUCUUGUUCAUAACUUGAUCUGUACAAAAUCUGCUGUAAAUACUAUAUUCAGAGGAUUUUCUCCUCCUGUAUCUACUCACAAAACUGCCAGAGAUUCUAUUUUGUUAAAGAAUAAAGCAUCUAAAAUGA